Messenger RNA from Protopterus annectens (West African lungfish), 2294 nucleotides. It is a transcript of the gene SLC25A15, whose product is annotated as solute carrier family 25 member 15. Gene Ontology annotation, molecular function: L-ornithine transmembrane transporter activity. The coding region runs from base 239 to 1207 and encodes 322 amino acids. NCBI's taxonomy places the organism in Eukaryota, Metazoa, Chordata, Ceratodontiformes, Protopteridae. Gene Ontology annotation, biological process: mitochondrial L-ornithine transmembrane transport. The transcript has 7 exons. The record is from RefSeq and is a predicted model, not a curated record.
UACUAGGAAUCUGUUGGUGUAAAGGAAUCGGAGACUCUUAGUUUAACUUUAAACCAGAUAAACAGAAACAGGACUCAUUAACUUGAACCGUUAUAGGAGUAAUCCUAUGCAGUAACUUAGUCAUCUUUUCAGUAGUUUAGAAGAACUGUGGCUCUAGAGGAUUCAACACUAAACUGCAGCAGCUGUAACUUGUUACCGAGUUUUGCCUCGACACCGACAAACUUCACUGACACUAACUAUGCACCAGAGUUGUACAGUAGAUGAUGUUCAGCAUCAGCCCCAUCUAGCAGAGCCCAGACUUAAAACAGGACCACACGAUGUCGUUCAAGCUGCCAUUGAUCUCACAGCUGGAGCAGCAGGUGGCAUUGCAUGUGUGCUAAUAGGACAGCCCUUUGAUACAUCAAAAGUGAAGAUGCAGACAUUCCCUACCUUAUACAAAGGAUUUCUGGACUGUUUUACAAGUACUUUUCGACAAGUGGGAUUUAGAGGACUUUACCAGGGUACCACACCUGCACUUUUGGCUAAUAUAUCGGAAAACGCCGUCCUUUUCAUGUGUUAUGGGUUUUGUCAAAAAAUUGUAAGAAAAUUGUGUGGUCUUGAAAGUGGAACACAGCUUAGUGAUUUACAGAAUGCAGCAUCUGGGUCAGUAGCCUCUUGGUUUGCCGGGCUUGCUCUGUGCCCAACUGAGCUGGUGAAGUGUCGCCUUCAGGCAAUGUAUGAAAUGGAAGCUUCAGGGAAGAUACCCAAAGGACACAAUACAGUUUGGUCUGUCAUUAAAACCAUCUUUCGGACAGAAGGACCUUUAGGGUUUUUCCAAGGCCUGACGAGUACAUGGCUUCGGGAGAUGCCAGGCUAUUUCUUUUUCUUUGGAGGUUAUGAAACAAGUCGGAGCAUUUUAGCAUCUGGCAGAUCUAAAGAUGAACUGGGCCCUGUUGCCUUAAUGGCGAGCGGUGGCGUUGGAGGCAUGUGUCUGUGGCUUGCUAUAUACCCCAUUGACUGCGUAAAGUCUCGAAUUCAAGUCCAUUCCAUGAUGGGAAAGCAACAUGGCUUCCUCCGAACAUUCAUCCACAUCAUGAGGCAAGAAGGUGUCCUGACUUUAUAUUCUGGACUGACACCAACAUUGAUUCGGGCAUUUCCAGCUAAUGGAGCUCUAUUUUUGGCCUAUGAACUAAGCAGGAAAUUGAUGAUGGACCAGUUUAGCAGCUGAAACCAUGUCAGACCUCUGCAGUUUGCCUUAGCACAGAAGUUAAUUACAUGUUUCCAGGAACGUAUUGAAUCAAAUUAUGCUAUUAUCAUUUUUGUACUGUUUACAACAGGCUCCAUAGCUUUCAGCCAGAAGGAAAAAGGACCGAUUUCACUGGAAGCUUGGAGUUUUCAGAAGUGACCAUCUGGUCUCUACAUGGUUUAUGUUGUACUUGAAUACAGCUACCACAUAUACAGUGUAAAAGUGAGCCUAUGAUAGUGAACUGAUGUUUAAUGUCCCAGAGUCUUUUAGUUUUGUAUAAUUUGGUUUAAGAUAUUGAGAUAGUGUUGACACUCUUUUCUUGAACAUUAAUUUUGUAAAAAAAAAAAUAUAUAGGUAUUGCUAUGUCGGUUUUAACACUGUUUUUGAUAGGUUUACAGUGGUGCUUCCACCCUCUUCUUUUAUGUCUUCCACUUGUAUAAUGGAAAUGUGUUUUUUAACCUUAUCUUGUAAAAUGUCAAGACUGGAAACUGAGAUUCCUUCCAGCGGAUCAUCAUCUCCCACACUCUUAUCAGGAUAAUAAGUGGAUGAACUUGUUUCAGCAUGAUACAUAUUCUUUGAACCUUCUGAAUAUCGUUCCUGAACAGUAUCUCUCUUUUGUCAUGAAUUUACUGUCUAAAAAACUUGGUUCUUAUCUACAGCAGUCUCCAUGUCUGGGUUACCUUUGUGGAUCCAGGAGCUAGAUUACAUGGUCAUCAUUACCAUGUGACUUGAACAGUUGUUUAGUGUUUACAUAUGGCAUACAAGAUAAUGUCAAGCUGCUAAUUGGGUUUCUCUAGGUACUUUCAUAAGUAUUGCUUUACUGUUGCAUGAACAUUAACACACCUGUCAAGUUAUGUAGUAUUCCUCAUAUUUGGUUACCUAAAGAAAUGGUCUAUAGGGUUACAAGGAGCAAAAUAGCUUAGUCUGAUGUGUGGUCAAAUAAGCCAUCAUAUUCCCUUCCAUCAGAUGUAUUAAUUUCUGCUUUCAAGAAGAAAACUUUUGUUGAGCAGAUGAACAGUUUGCUGCCUGUUCUGCAUUUUGCUGUUUAAAUGAAGCAGUUACCCUUCAA